GUAUUUGGGGGCCAAGUGCUUCCAAUCCCUCUCCCGCUCACCAAAUCCAAUAACCCAGAAUCAUCUUCCUCCAUAAACCCUAACCAGAAACCCCCAGAAAAUCAGAAAACCUUUCUGUGCAAAGAAAGCAGCUUUUCCCGAAUCCAACGAUCAUCUCGGGAUUUCAAACACGCCCUGACCGUUGAUUUUGGCCGAGGGUAGCUCCAUCACCGGAUUCAGCUUCUUCACUGCAAUUUUGUGAGUGUGCAUGGUAUUUUGGUGGUUCUGGUGGCUUAAGUUAGUGAUUGGUUUUCUGUAAUUUGGUACUUGGUGGUGAUGUUAUUUCGAUAUAUGUGAAGAACAGUAGAGGCUAUGGAGCGUUUAAAAGUCAUGGAUAAUGAUGUUAAGUCGUGCAAUGGUGGGAUGGAGAGUUUAGAGGUCAUGCGUAAUGGUUUUGAAUCAUGCAAUGGUCAGCAUAAUUAUAGUGUGAAAGAAAGUGAGAAUCCAGAUGUUGAUCUUCUUGAGGAUUUGGACUCCUACAUGGAAGAUAUCAACGAACGGUUGACCAUAUCAAGGAUGGUGAGUGACUCGGUCAUCAAGGGUAUGGUGAAUGCAGUAACAGAAGAGGCAGCUGAGAAAAUUGCUCAGAAAGAACAAGAGGUGAUUAAAUUGAAGGAAAUGUUACAUAUUUAUCACGUGGGUGUUGAUGAGAACGAAUUCUCGGGGUCUUUAGUAAUGCUCCGAGAGUCAAGAGGUACCCAACACGGACUUACUCAUAUGGGUAGCAAAGAUCGAAUGCAGCAGCCUACUUCCCUUGAAGCUGUUGCUGGGCAUGAUAGAAUAGCAGAAACUUUGGUCCACUUAAGAGGGACUACUAAUGAGGAAUUCAAGAAGCUCAAAAAAGAAAUUGAUAGCAUAAGAGGGCGUAAUUCAAUGAAGAGGAUUUGUUCCAGUUCUGGUUUGGGUGACAUACUGCAAGAUAAAGUAUCUGACAGGUGGGAUGUGGAUAGAACCUUGGAUAGUCUAAAGACUACAAUAGAAAAUGUCUAUCAACAGGUGGAAGAAAUGGUUCACUUGUCAAAGGCAUCAGUAUAUGAGUGGCAGGUGGAGCAGGAGUUUAAAGAAAAAAUUGAAGGAGAAAUUGAAGCGCUUGUGAUGAGGAAUUGUAUUUGGAGCGUUGAAGAAAACAUGCGGGAUUGCUUUUAUGGUGCAAAAAAUGUGAACUGGGAUGGAAGGAUCAAAGGGAUAUCAAGUAUACGUGAUGAAUUAGAUGCUAUUUCUAAAUCACUAUCUGUCUCUGACAAUGGGCAGCUAUCUUCUCAUGGAUCCUUGGAAGGUGAAGAAGAGAGUAGCAAUGGUAAAAAGGGUGCCGGUUCUUACCGCGAGGUAUUGAACAAUCUUAAAUCAGCAUCAUCAUUACCAUCAGCAAUAACAACAACAGCAACAACACUAUCACCAUCAGCAUCAUCAUCUUCGUCUCUUUGGGAAGAAAAUGGUAUACAUGAUGAGUUAGAAAUAAAUAUGAAAGAACAUUUGGAUCCUGCCUUGCUUACGCAUAUGUCAAAAGAUGAAUUGAUAAGCCACUGUAAGAAUGAGAUUACUAAAUUGAAGAGAGACCAUGAGUUAAAAAUACGAGAUCUGACCGAGCAGCAUUUCAGCCACAGGAGGGAAUUGCUGAGAGAAAGGAGACCCUCUCUAACAUUAAAGAAGAAUAAGGAGUUGGAUAUGUUGAGAAAGAGAAUCUCUGAGGUGAUUUCUAAAGUAGAUGAAAUUCUUGUAGAAAAGGGGGAAGUAGCUAUAUUGCUUCCUCAUACAUUUGGCAGCAAUGAAGAAAGUCUCAGCAGCUUGAAAGAUAGAGUGGAAUCACUCCUCUCAGAAAACCACCAACUCAGAGAUUUGCUUGAGGAUAAGAAGAGAGAAAUUAAGUGCCUUUCACUACAAGUUUCUGAAGCUGCAGAGAACCUGUCACAACACUCUCUGGCUGAGGCAAAGUUAUCGAAAACAGCUGGAAUUAUUAAAGCAGCUAUGGAAGAUGCGCGUAUUGAAGCUUUAAUUGGUGAAGAUUUAUUUGCUGUUAUUGUCAAGGAAGUGGUGGAUGAGAUUAAAUGUAUUGCUGAAGAGUCACAGGUGGAGAAUAGUAUUAUGCAUGAAAUUUACAAAAGCAAAUUCAAAGAAGCUUUUCAUGAAGCUGAACCUGCUACCAGAUGUGAAUUGGAAGAUUUGAAUAUGGAGUUCAUCAUCACACAAGAACUAUGUGGUGUUAUAUUCAAAGAUGCUUUGAAGAAUGCUGAGGAGAAACUCAAUGAACUGAACAUUAAAUAUAUCGAGGAAUGUGAACUUCGGGUUUUGCAGGAGAUGGACAAACGAGAAAAGAAAAAACAAUUAGAAGUGGAGGUUGCAAACAAAGUGAGAUUACAGCAAGAAGUACUUUUUCUGGGAGAAGAAAGGGAGCAGUUGGCACGAGAUGCAGCAGCUGCAUUGGCAAACGAAAAAGAAAGAUAUGAAUUAGCUGCUCAAGAGGUUGAAAAUUUAAGGGGUGAGAUGUGUCAACAUCAGAAAUUGAUUUCAGAAAGCGUUGAAGAGUCAAAUGCUGCAAAGCGUGAUUUGGUUGAAGCGUUGGAGCAAAAUGAAAGACACAAGGCAGACAUAUGUAAAUUAGAACAAAAACUUGAAGCAGCAGUGAAAGAGUUGAGGCAAGUUGAGGAAGAUAGAAGGAGGCUUCUUGAUGUCGACCAAGAGAAGCAGAAUGCUGUAUCUCUGUUCGAAGCAAAAGAAAGGGAGCUUAGUGAACAAUUUGAAUCAAUAGCUGUCUAUGUCAGUGGAUUAUUGAAAGCGUUUGCUGAUUUCGAAUGUAGAGUGACACGAGAUAUUUCAGGAAAAUGUUCGAGGUUGAAAAGUUUGACUUCUCAAUCACAUUUGCUUAAACAAAAAGCUGAUGUACUUGUAAGACGAGGAUUGCUGUACAAGCAGAGAUUUGAAAAGAAAUGUUCUGACCUUGAGAAAGCUGAAGCUGAGGUUGAUCUUUUGGGGGAUGAGGUGGACACUCUGUUGAAUCUUGUUGAAAAAAUAUACAUUGCCCUUGAUCAUUAUUCACCAAUAUUGCAGCAUUAUCCUGGAAUAACUGAGAUCUUGAAGCUGGUAAGAAGGGAAUUAAGUGCAGAAAUUAGAUCUGUUUGAUCUGCCCUUUGACUUGAAGCAAAUGCUAAGGAAAUGCUUGAAAGAGCUGGAGUCUGAUGAGAACUAUAAUUCCUAUAUGUGAUGCCAAACCUUUUGCAGAAGCAAAUUUGCUGAAGAGAAAGGGAUGCAAAUAGUUGCUACCAGUACUGGCAGUGCACUUGGUGAGCUUGGUUUAGGUGAAAUAUAAUCUUCUUUACAGUCCUUUUUGUCUAGUUGCCGAGGUCAAACCCUCGUCUGUUGUAAAGCACAAGUUCUCCUCUUCCAUACCCUAGGAAUUUUUGUUUCAAGUUUCACCUGUUUCGUAUAGGUUUAUGGUCUGUUUUGUACAUGUGCCAGUCUGCCAGCUCAAUAGAUAUUUUGGCUUUUUACAUAGCA
This is a messenger RNA of Rosa rugosa (rugosa rose), 3531 nucleotides long. Its product is annotated as WPP domain-associated protein. Lineage: Eukaryota; Viridiplantae; Streptophyta; Magnoliopsida; Rosales; Rosaceae. The transcript is spliced from 6 exons. The coding region runs from base 352 to 3156 and encodes 934 amino acids. The record is from RefSeq and is a predicted model, not a curated record.